CAUAGAAAAUACAUAUGUAACUUUCAUAGUUUUGAUUUUCUUGUUCAAAGUAGUUUCAUUUUUCACCAGCUUUACAUUUUUCUUUUGCAUCUUUCCUAUGUGUUUCUCCACUUGUUGAUUUUUUAGAUUUCUUGGUUUUAAUAUUUGGAUCUCCUUCUUCUUCUUCUUCUUCUCAUCAUCAUCAACUCUUUCUCUCUCUUACUUUGUGUGAAAAAGUAGAGGAUAGAUCUCCUAAGAUUGAGGAGAAAUUUCUAAUCAAUUUCUGGGUUCAACUUUUCUUGCUCUGAGAUGAUCAAUAAAGCGUGUGAUUAAAAUUUGAAUUUGAUUAGUAAACAAAGAAAGUUAAGAGAAAGGAAAGAUCAACAAGUUAUUUAUCUUUUUCUUCUGCUCUAAUGUUCAUAAGCAACAUGAAUCAGCUAUCAAUGAAUGAAAUAACUGGAGGAAGAAGCAGCGCAAGAGGCGAAGGUGAAGACGAAGAAAGAGACAAUGGAGACGAUCCUACUAUUGAGUUAGGCAUUCGUCGGCCUAGAGGACGGCCUGCCGGAUCCAAGAACAAACCCAAACCACCUACAUAUGUCACCCAGGAUAGCCCUUACGCGCUUCGUAGCCAUGUAAUUGAGGUUUCCGGUGGCACUGAUGUUACGGAAAGCAUAGCCCAGUUUGCAAGAAGGCAUCAACGCGGGGUGUGUGUGCUAACCGGUAGUGGCUCGGUAGCAAACGUGACCAUAAGACAGCCGGCUGCACCUAGUGCUGCCAUGAUAUUUCAAGGGAGGUUCGAAAUUUUGUCCUUAAAUGGGGCUUUCUUGCCCGGUCCGGCUCCUCCGGGCUCGACUGGACUUUCGGUGUACUUAGCUGGUGAUCGGGGACAGGUGUUGGGUGGAAGUGUUAUAGGGCCACUUGUUGCAGCAGGGCCUGUUAUGGUCAUUGCUGCAACUUUUUCUAAUGCAACAUAUGAAAGAUUGCCCCUCGAAGAAGACGAUGAAGCUGAUGGAUCCAACCAAGCUCAGGUACCUGGAAAUUCAUCUGGAAUAGGAACAAGUGGAGGGCAACAGCAGCAUGGGAUUCCUGAUCCUUCCUCAAUGGCAAUUUACAAUUUGAUGCCGAUUUUGUUACCGAAUGGCGGCCAGUUGAAUCAUGAUGCCUAUGGUUGGCCGGCACCACCACGGCCUCCCUAUUGAUCAAGUGAUUAUAAGUGAUAGUCGAGAUCAUCUUUGUUAAUUCUGACUUAUGGAAGAAGCACAGGCUACAAGAAGGCGACUAUCAUUAUCUGAAAAUGGGAAAUGAGAGAAGGUAACUUGAAGAAUUAUGAAUUCCAUAUUGUACUGCGUCUAAGAUAAGAAACCGGUUUAUAUAUAGGGAAGUUGUAGAUGUGAAAAGAAAGUAUUAUGCUCAAUGCAUAUUAAAUUUCUUUUCCUUCUAUCAUGUUAUGAUUGAUAAAAAUAUAUAUUUUCCUUCAA
Molecule: messenger RNA, 1457 nt
Organism: Olea europaea var. sylvestris
Lineage: Eukaryota; Viridiplantae; Streptophyta; Magnoliopsida; Lamiales; Oleaceae
Product: AT-hook motif nuclear-localized protein 20-like
Exons: 1
Coding region: 393-1178 (261 amino acids)
Cellular component (GO): nucleus
Molecular function (GO): minor groove of adenine-thymine-rich DNA binding; DNA-binding transcription factor activity
Source: RefSeq, a predicted model, not a curated record